AUUAAGAUCAAAGAUUUCAGUUCAAAAAUGCCGAAACCCAAACGCACUUCAAAAAAUUUUGAUACAAUUGAGUCCCCAUCAAAAAAAAAAGGCUACCCAUAAGGAGGGUACGUCAGAUACCGACCAUAAUCUUACUUCUCAAACACACGAAAUUAAGGAUCCCGUUGAAGAUUUUCUUAUCGUAGUGGGUAGUUACGAGAGAAUAUUGUACGGUAUUAACGGACGGUGGGUCAAAUCGGAUCAAAAUAAUUUUGAUAAAUGUAAACCUUCACUACAUUUUGAUCCAACCUUUAUAUUUCCUGCCCAUAUUGGUUGCAUUAAAGCUGUAGCCGUGGGUUCCAGGUACUUAGCUUCGGGAAGUACUGAUGAGGUGAUCAAGCUGUAUGACAUCAAGAAGCGUAAAGAACUUGGUUCUUUAUUACAACAUGAAGGUUCUAUAACCACUAUUCAGUUUUAUAAUAAAACCCAUAUGAUUAGUGGAAGUGAAGAUGGCACAGUAUGUAUCUGGAGAACGAAAGACUGGGAAUGUUUAAAAGUCUUAAAAGGUCAUAAAGGGCGUGUUAAUUCUGUGGACAUUCAUCCAUCGGGUAAAAUAGCAUUAUCUGUGUCAAGUGAUAAAACUGUACGAUUAUGGAACUUCUUAACUGGUAGAAAAGCAAGUGUUAAUAAAUUAGGAAGAGAAGGAGAAAUGGUAUUAUGGAAUUCGUUAGGCGAUCAUUAUGCCAUUUUAAUGGGACAAGAAAUAGAAAUAUAUAAUAUCACAGAUGGUCAAGUUACGCAAAAUUUUCAACUUAAACACUCUCGCUACCUUUGCAUGCGAUAUUUUGCUCAUGAGACGUUUGGUGAUUUAUUAAUUACGGGUGGUGAAGAUAAAACUGUGAGAGUUGUUAAAGAUAUCUCCGUAAUUUAUUCAAUGCCACCAACGUAUUCUACUCCUCUUUCACUUUUAACAUCUAUUUCAUCCGAUGGAGUCAUUAAUGUAUGGACAUUAGAUGAGAUAUGGUCAAACAAAGAACGGGAGGAUGUUACAAUUACUACACCCUUAGCGUCAUACGAUACUAAAAGCAGGCUAACUUGCGUUGCAUUAUCACGAACAUUUAAUGACUAA
Messenger RNA from Racocetra persica, 1108 nucleotides. Lineage: Eukaryota; Fungi; Glomeromycota; Glomeromycetes; Diversisporales; Gigasporaceae. The record is from the annotation of a GenBank genome assembly.